AUGAAGUCAAUCAUUCUCAACCUCGCAUAUGUGGUAUCUUCCGCUUCAGCAGCAAGGUUCCCAACCCGAGACACAGCCAUGGACCCGCCUCAUUUGUUCGGCGCCGUGGGAUUCUUAAAGCCCGGCUCCUUUGACACGCAGCUAUCCGAUGAGAAAGAAGUACUAUCUAAGCAACUGUUCGAAGAUGCAGGACGUAAUCCAAACGCAACCAGUGCGGUAUCUUUCAACUUUGCUCCGAAAAGUCUCCCGGGCAACUCGACUUGGACCUGGCGUGUCAACAUCACGGAUAUCAAUGUACCGGAACGGAUCUUUAACAAACCAGAUCAACAUGUUGUGAACAAUCAAUGGGAGCUCCAGUGGCUCGGUGAUGAGACUGAAAUAUCUUCCAUGAACAGUUCUAGUUCCAGCGAUAAAUCCGAUCGAACGAUGUGUAUCUCUGCAGCGGAGAUCCUUGCUCCAUCGAACAUCACGAAACGCUACACUGGGUCUGGAGAUUGCUCCUCCGUACUCGGAAAAGAAUGCUACGAGAAGCUCCUGGCCGCAACGAGGUCCAUCGGAUGUGCCACGCCGCCCGAUUUCCUCAAUUCUGGAAUCGACGAGUGCAGAGACACACUUAUUAGCAGACCUGGGAGUGGGACUUCUUCAACCACUUUUGGGAACACCUCGGACUUCAUCUCCAGUCAGCCUGGAAAUGUUGUGUACUAUGACACCUCACCGACUGUGCAAGCGGGCAACGUGUCAGAUAUCUACGACGAAGCCGAGGGUCAACUCAAUAUUCUUCUGCUGCGCGAGAAUUCAGGAGCGUCGGCAGCAAUGGUCUGUCAGGUCGUCAACAAGAAAGUUACAUCGAGUGGCGACYGCCUGGGAUUGAGUGGGCAAGCUCUGCCGCUGGUAAUUGCAAUUAGCUCGGCUUUGAUUCUCUUUUGA
Messenger RNA from Ramularia collo-cygni, 927 nucleotides. RefSeq lists its product as uncharacterized. The transcript has 2 exons. Lineage: Eukaryota; Fungi; Ascomycota; Dothideomycetes; Mycosphaerellales; Mycosphaerellaceae. Bases 1 to 927 code for a protein of 308 amino acids. The record is from RefSeq and is a predicted model, not a curated record.